UCAAUUGCAUAUCUAUUUUGUUGCAGUUUCAGGUACAUUUACUAUUUUCUACGAAAAAUAAUUUUGAUCUUAUAUAUAACGUCACGUCCUGGAGUGAAAAUAGCCAAUUUAUCGUACUCCAAUUUGUAACACUAUGUUCAAAUUAUCGAUCAAUUUUUUAUAGGAUCUUUGAAGCACUAAUUAUAAUCAACGGAUCGAAUCAAGAGGAACAUUGCAUAACUUUCUGCUUAUUGGAGUUGAUUUAGCAGAAAGACGAAUAUUCCAGUCUCGUUUAUCAGACAAUCACUUAUUCACAAACUACGUGUGUGUGUGGGAAUAUAAGUUUCAUGAUAUGAUAUUUUCUAUAUCCAACAAACAGGAUUAGUAUAUUUCGUUGUUGUUUUUGAAGAUGGAUAUUACAGCAGGAAAGUUAUCAAAUGAACAUAAAGAACAAUUUCGAUCAGCUUCAGAAAGUGCAGAUCCAUUAACAGUAUCUGCAUUACAGAUAUCACCAAAAUCACCGCGAUCUCCAAAAUCACCGAAAUCUCCUAAGUCUCCAAGGUCUCCCGGUGAUCGUCACAGCAAACAUGGCUCAGAUAGGGGAAGUCCACUUAAACAUAAGAAAAACUCACAUUCUCCGCGAGAUGGUCGUCCAAAGAAAGGUGGUUGUGGAGGAAAAGGCACUUGGGGCGGAUUAAUGGAUACCGAUGAUGUCCAUGCUAUUGACCCCAAUGAUCCAAACUACACUAGUAGUGAGGAUACGGAGAGAACAAGUACGAAAGACAUGGUUGCAGCAUUUGAGGAAUACAAAAAGAAGGCUAUAAUAUUAGUCGAAGAGUAUUUUCAGAAUGAUGAUAUAACAUCCACAGCAAAUGAAUUAAGAGAACUUGGGAUGUCUUGUUAUGAUUUCUACUUCAUUAAAAAGUUAGUAUCGAUGGCUAUGGACAGACAUGACAAAGAAAAAGAAAUGGCGGCUGUUUUGUUAUCUGCUCUUUAUGCUGAAGUUAUUAAACCACAGCAAGUCUACAAAGGUUUCAGCAAACUCUUGGAAUCUGCUGAUGAUUUCAUUGUAGACAUACCAGAUGCAAUCGACAUUCUCGCGUUGUUCAUUGCAAGAGCAGUAGUUGAUGAUAUACUUCCUCCUGCAUUUUUAGCAAAAGCAAAUUCUACUCUACCUAAAGAUUCGAAGGGAAUUGAGGUUAUAAAAAGAGCUGAAAAGAGUUACCUUUCAGCUCCUUUACAUGCUGAAAUCAUCGAGCGUAGAUGGGGUGGAAGUAAGAAUAAGACAGUUGAAGAUGUGAAGGACAAGAUCAACAACUUGCUUAUUGAGUAUGUUGUAAGCGGAGAGAAGAAUGAGGCGUGUAGGUGCAUUAACGAUUUGAAUAUGCGUUUUUUCCAUCAUGAAAUUGUUAAGAGGGCUAUUAUCAUGGCAAUGGAAAAGCAACAAGCCGAAAGUCGACUUUUGGACUUACUAAAGAAGACUACAGAAGAAGGCUUGAUAAAUUCAAGUCAAUUAUCAAAAGGUUUCAAUAGGAUUAUUGACAAUAUCGACGACUUGUCACUUGAUAUACCAAAUGCAAGGAUGAUUUUUCAGUCAAUAAUUUCUAAGGGAGCAUCAGAGGGUUGGUUAUGUAUUUCAUCUUUGAAGUCGUUUUCGACACAACUAGAAAAACAAGAAAUUGAUGAAAAACUAGUGAAGGAGUUCAAACUGAAAGCUCAAUCCAUGAUCCAGGAGUACUUUUUGUCAGGUGAUAUUGAAGAAGUAAGUAGGAUUCUAGAGUCGGAGAACAGUUCGUGUUUGGCAGAACUAAACGCCAUAUUCGUUAAGAAGUUAAUCACUUUAGCAAUGGACAGGAAAAACAGAGAAAAAGAAAUGGCUUCUGUUCUGUUAUCAUCUGUUUGUUUUCCGGCAGAUGAUGUGGUAAAUGGCUUUGUAAAGCUAAUAGAAGCAGCAGAUGAUACAGCUUUAGACAUUCCAAUUGUCGUUGAGGACUUAGCGAUGUUUUUGGCUAGAGCAGAAGUAGAUGAAGUUUUAACUCCACAACACAUGGAAGAGAUUGGUAGUCAAUUUUUCGAACCGAAUUCAAUAGGUAACAAAGUUGUACUAAUGGCAAAAUCUUUGCUAAAAGGUAGAUUAUCUGGUGAAAGAAUACUAAGGUGUUGGGGUGGUGGUGGAAGUAGUACAAACGGAUGGGCGAUUGAAGAUGUUAAGGAUAAAAUACGAAAAUUAUUAGAGGAAUUUGAAUCCGGAGGAGAUGCAAAAGAAGCAUAUAGAUGCAUAAAGGAGUUAGGUAUGCCAUUUUUUCAUCAUGAAGUUGUGAAGAAAUCAUUGGUGAUUAUAAUUGAGAAGAAAAGUGAGAGGUUGUGGGGUUUUCUCAAAGAAUGUUUUAGUAUGGGACUUAUAACUAUGUAUCAAAUGACAAAAGGUUUUGCUAGAGUUGCAGAAUCACUUGAUGAUUUGGCUUUAGAUGUACCAGAUGCAGAAAAACAAUUUAAAGUUUAUGUUGAAAGAGCUGAGGCUGAAGGAUGGUUAGAUUCCACUUUUAGUUUCAACAGACUUGGACAUAAUUCCAUGGAAAAUGGAUUUUGUUGAAUCAUUUCUAAGGACCAUAUAUUGUGUAGCAAAAUGGAUUUCUUUACAUGGACAAUAGAGGGAUUAUAGAGGAGGAGGCCACCAUGAGUAUGUUCUAAAUUAAUUAAAAUUGAGGAAUUGCAGAGAUGAAAGUCCACAAAAAGUGCUCAGCAGAAGAGAUGUUGCAUCAUCUUUAUAUAAUUAUAUAUUAUAUAUACAUGUCCGUGUCCAUUUUUGUUCUACUCAGACUCCACUUAUGAGACUACACUGAAUAUGUUGUUGUUGUCAUCGAUUUUUGUGUUGAGACUAAUAAAUUGUUUCGUAGUGAGAUUGAAUUGUUACAUGUACUAUUGAAUCAUAGUAUAACAUUUUACCCUUUUUGUUA
This is a messenger RNA of Solanum pennellii, 2936 nucleotides long. RefSeq names its product programmed cell death protein 4. The record is from RefSeq and is a predicted model, not a curated record. Gene Ontology annotation, biological process: negative regulation of DNA-templated transcription. The transcript has 4 exons. The coding region runs from base 389 to 2572 and encodes 727 amino acids. NCBI's taxonomy places the organism in Eukaryota, Viridiplantae, Streptophyta, Magnoliopsida, Solanales, Solanaceae.